AUGCUUCGAUUUGCUUCCCGGAAAGCUUUCGUUCUGAGCGAUCGGCAAAUCGUGAAGGAUUUAAUGGAUAAAAGGAACAGUAUCACGAGCAAUCGUCCACCCGCGGAGAUCCUAGAGAACUUGCUUUACGAUGGCGACGAGAUGCUACUAUGGCAGCCCAGCAAUCCACGGUGGCGUACCGCGCGCAAAUUCCUUCACCAAAAUUUCAUGAGCUCAAUGGUUGAGAAUACGCAUAUGCCACUGAUCGACGCGGAAGCUACGCAGCUGCUUAGGGAUAUUCUUGAGGACCCUCAAAACUUCCUCCAGCACUCGAAGCGUUUUGGCAACAGCUUCAUGAUGAGCGUUGGAUAUGGAAUCCGAACACCAACGGUGCAGACGCGGCACAUGGUGCAGAUUGGAAAGGUAUUGGCAAGGACGACUGAACUGCUACAACCCGGUGGUUUGCCGCCUGUCGACCUAUUCCCUUUUCUACGCUGGGUUCCUCAACAAUUCCUUGGAUUUUGGAGGGACAAGGUAAGUCAAACGCGGAAGGAGAUCAACGACCUCUAUCUGGGAUAUUUUGACCUGGUCAUUGCGCGUAGAGAGGCUCAAGGGCGCGUGGAGUGUUUUGCAGACCGUGUGAUCGAGCAACAGAACAGUCUCCAGUGGAACCGCCACCAGCAGGCUUUCAUGGCCGGUCUCCUGAUGGAAGCAGGCUCCGACACGGUUGCCAGCGCCAUGAAUGCUUUUUUCAACCUGAUAUUGGCCAAUCCCGAAUGGGCCAAGAAGGCACAGAAACAGAUUGACGGAGUCAUUGGCGAAGACCGAGCUCCCACGCUCGCCGACCUAGAGAAGCUACCCAUCGUCAAUGCUAUUAUCAAGGAGACCCUGCGUUUAAAACCCAUUGCCCCUGUUGGAUUUCCUCAUGCUUUGACAGAAGACACCUGGGUCAAUGGACAUUUUUUGCCAAAGGGGAGCGACCUGAUCGUCAAUAUCUAUGCGAUCCACAGAGACGAGGAGAGGUUCCCUAAUCCAGAAGCAUUCGACCCGGGUCGUUACCUGGACAAGCCUGCUCUUGCGGACGAGUAUGCACACUUGGCGAAUUACGAGGCUCGAGAUCACUACAGUUACGGUGUCGGCCGCCGCCUGUGUCCAGGCAUACACCUGGCUGAGCGUGCUCUCUUCACCACGAUUGCCAAGAGCCUCUGGGCUUUUGAUAUCACUCCCCAGCUGGAUAGCGACGGCCGACCUUAUCCUAUAGACACCAGUAGCGAGACAGGCUAUGCCGACGGCGUGGCGAUCGGACCACUCCCAUUUCCUUGCGAGAUUAAAGUCCGAUCCGAAAGGAGAGAGAAGACGAUCCUGCAGGAAUAUGCGAACGCGGAAAGAACUGUCUUUCCCAUUUACUCUGUGCCCAAGGAGUAG
Molecule: messenger RNA, 1404 nt
Organism: Cladophialophora psammophila CBS 110553
Lineage: Eukaryota; Fungi; Ascomycota; Eurotiomycetes; Chaetothyriales; Herpotrichiellaceae
Exons: 3
Coding region: 1-1404 (467 amino acids)
Molecular function (GO): oxidoreductase activity, acting on paired donors, with incorporation or reduction of molecular oxygen; iron ion binding; monooxygenase activity
Source: RefSeq, a predicted model, not a curated record